This is a messenger RNA of Zerene cesonia (dogface butterfly), 5328 nucleotides long. RefSeq names its product sodium-independent sulfate anion transporter (gene Esp). Gene Ontology annotation, biological process: transmembrane transport. Gene Ontology annotation, cellular component: membrane. The transcript is spliced from 10 exons. The record is from RefSeq and is a predicted model, not a curated record. Gene Ontology annotation, molecular function: sulfate transmembrane transporter activity. NCBI's taxonomy places the organism in Eukaryota, Metazoa, Arthropoda, Insecta, Lepidoptera, Pieridae. The coding region runs from base 329 to 2224 and encodes 631 amino acids.
GCUGAUACAAGCGGCGAUCGCUCCCAUCCGUCAGUCGCGCUCCAACCGCGAACCGCUGAGCACGUGUUGCGUGCAACAAAUCGGUCUUUGACGGUCCGCACGCUCCAUCAACACGUCGUCGCCACCGGCACAGUUGAAGUCGUCACAGCGCGGCAUGUGCACCUGACCCCAGUCGCGAUACAGGCUCCAAUACGACCCCCAUAACAAGCACAAGUGAGUGAGGACCCUUCAGGAUUGUCAAUUAUUUGUGAAAGUUUUUUCGUGAAACCCUUUACGUGAAAAUUUCAACGAUUCUUCAACGGUACCCCUACACACCAUCAAAUCCAAAAUGAUACCUCGGCGGAAACACAACGCAUCGUCUGGUUCGCUACCACCCCCUGACGAUAAGCAUGCCAGCAAUGAUUAUAUACUGUCGGACAGCGGAGCUGGUGAAGGGUGGCGGUCACUCAUAAAGCGACGGCUGAACCGCAAGACGCUUCACAAGAGAAUUCCGAUAACCGCCUGGUUACCUCAGUACAACUUGGAAAAAGCUAUAGGUGACCUCAUAGCUGGUAUUACGGUGGGUUUGACUGUAAUUCCGCAGUCUCUUGCCUACUCCAACAUCGCUGGUUUGCCGCCACAAUAUGGUCUCUACGGUUCUUUCUUGGGUUGCUUCAUCUACAUUAUCUUGGGUGGAUGCCGAGCUGUUCCCGCUGGACCCACAGCUAUUGCCUCUCUUCUAACAUGGCAAGUCGCUGGAGGCGUAAUAGAAAAAGCUAUCCUUCUUAAUUUCCUCACUGGACUAAUUGAACUACUAAUGGGAGUACUUGGGCUUGGAUUCCUCAUCAACUUCGUAUCAGGUCCUGUGUCUUCUGGAUUUACAUCUGCAGUAGCAUUGAUGAUUGCUACGUCGCAAGUUAAAGACUUAUUCGCUAUUAACGUGAACGGUACAACGUUCUUGCAACAAUGGAUAUCAGUGUUCAAGAAUAUUCACCACGCGUCCUUAUGGGAUCCAAUACUUGGAUUCAGUUGCAUUGCGCUUCUACUUUCUAUGAGGAAAAUCGGAAUGAUCAAACUUGGUGAGAAUUCUUCAGAUGGACCAAGCACUCGGCAGAAGGUGUUGACUAAAUGUAUGUGGCUACUCGGGACCUGUCGUAACGCCAUCGUCGUGAUCCUCACUGGAGUCCUUGGCUUCUGGUUCGUUACGUCAAAGGGUAGCGCACCUUUCCGACUUAUGGGUGAAGGUGUACCGGGCGGUGCCAUACCAUCUGGAGUACCAACACCGAUGAUACCACCAUUCAGCUACGUGAGAUCUGAUAAUACCACAGCAGAUUUCGUCGAUAUGGUCUCCGAACUUGGAUCGGGUUUAUUGGUGAUACCUUUGAUAGUGCUGCUUGAAGAUAUUGCGAUUUGCAAGGCGUUUUCUGGCGGGAAAACGAUUGAUGCGACUCAGGAGAUGAUCGCUCUUGGACUGAUGAAUGUUGGCAACUCGUUCAUGCAGGCAUACCCUGGAGGAGGGUCGCUUGCACGUUCCGUAGUGUCCAACGGAUCGGGAGUGAAGACUACUUUCAACGGACUUUACACUGGUCUGAUGGUGAUCUUCGCCUUGCAGUUCUUCACGCAGUACUUUGAGUUCAUUCCGAAGGCGGCAUUGGCUGCCGUCAUCAUCUCUGCUAUCCUGUUUAUGGUAGAAUAUGAUGUCGUCAAACCAAUGUGGCGAGCCAAGAAGUUGGACCUUAUCCCUGGCCUCACGACCUUCGUUCUCUGCUUGGCGUUACCGAUAGAGAUGGGCAUCCUCACCGGAGUUGUGGUCAACAUUGUGUUUAUCCUGUACCACGCUGCUAGACCUAAAUUCUCCGUAGAAAUGUUAAAAACUGAACAGGGCGUGGAAUACCUGAUGAUAACACCGGACCGCUGCCUCAUGUUCCCGUCCGUGGACUACGUGCGGCGGCUCGUCACGAAGUGCGCGACAAGCAGCUCUGUGCCCGUGGUAAUAGAGUGCACUCACAUUUACAGCGCCGACUACACCGCCGCCAAGAGCAUCGAGCAGCUGACCGCGGACUUCCACGCGCGCCAGCAGCCGCUGUACUUCUACAACGUGAAGCCGUCGGUCUGCUCGAUCUUCGAAGCGGUCGCCAAGCCGGAGCACUUCGUCGUCUUCUAUGAAGAUGACGAGCUCGAUCGGCUGUUCGCGGCGGACGAUAGGAUCGCACCCACUAAACCCUCGCUCCCGCUCAACGCUUAGCCUCGCGAUACGGACUGUUUGUGACGAACUCGGCGGUCGUGCUCGUGGUCUUCCUGCGGCUAGUAAACACUCCGCCGAGUGAACCUCCAUGUGAAACUUUGCGAUUAGAUGACUUUGGAUGGCCACUGGUUGACGGGAGACAGAUUUUAUACCAAUACUCUAUUUUUGGUGAACUUUACCGUUUUAGAAGCAGUAGUUUUCGGGCUGUACUAUACAAAAUGUUCCAGAUUUUUUGAACGCUCAUAGCUGGUGGUCAUUUCGAACAGUCGCUUCAGUCGCAUGAACUAUAGAUGCUCUAUAUUAGUAGAUGUAAGGGUCGGAAGGUGUAUGGCUGUGCAGCUGGGAUCCGGGGACCGGACGUCCGCAUCCAUCAGUAUUAUAUACAACCGCUAUGUGAAUUAUACUCGAGAUAAUUGUUCAGCUCUAUUAUAGAAUAAAAAUACUCGAUGAGUAUACAUUUUGGGAUCAUAUAACUCACUAACAAAGUUGAGAAAUUUACCACAUUUGCAUCGACUCGCGUGCUGUUGCUUUUCAUUAUAAUUUAAACAAAGCUGUUUAAUGUGCUAAUUAUAAUCAAAACUUCAUCUGCUUUAUGUAUUAAUACAUGAGAAAUUAACUUGAAAUUUAAUCAUUUGUCGCCAUAUUUUGUAUAUCGCUUUACAUUCAAUCUCUACGAUAAAUGGUCAGGUUUUAUCCAUAUUUCAUUAAUACAUCCAGAUAAAUCCAGAUAAAUAGAUAACGAGGAAUAUUGAUGCAAUGAAUUUGUUCAUACAUAUGUAACUGUUAAUGAAAAAGCUAUAAAUUGAAUCUUGAAUAUAAAUAAAAUCUUUAACAGAGCCAGAACAAUUCUCUCGAGCAUAGUGUCGGCAUGAGAAAGAAUGAUUCGUGAUUGGCAAGACUGCGACACAAACAUUCAAGUUGUAAAUUUAAUAAAACAAAAAUUAUUUCAAAUUAUGUCAUGAAAAGUAUUUGGUAUCCCUUGAAAACAUGUUUUGUGUCGUGGUUUUGCUGCCCCAAGUAAAAGACGAUCCGAAACAAGCGGACACAAUAUCUACCUUCUAAUUAUUACUCUGAUCUGAUUAUUACGCUAUAAAAUAAUCUUUAAAUAUGAGUAUUUGAGUAUUAUAGUAUUACUUUUUUUACAAAGAAUAUGACGUAUAUAUUGACUAUUUUUCUACUGAACUUAGCCUCGCAUCGGAUCGUAUUUACUGAGGUCGGUGAGGAGUUAUAACCCCGUUAAAGUUAGGUAAAAGUAUGUUUUCAGCUCAAAUCUUGCGUAAGGUUUACGGUAACGAUGUGGUGUUUAUAAACUUAUUGACUUAUACGAUAAUUUCUAUUUAUUUGUAUGUGUAUCAAUGAAAUAUAUGAAUAUAAGUAUUCUAUAUCGACGCGACGCUAGUAUUUCAAAUCGUCAACUUCUCAGUAGCGUUUAAAUUGUUUAAAACAAUAAUACUUCAUACAGUAGCAUAGAAUAUAGGAGAGAAUACGUGUGUUUUGAAGCGAAUCUUGAUGUUGUAUUGGGAAAUAAUUGUAAACGUAGAUUUUAAAUGUGUUUCUACUUCAUUCUGCUGCGUCGCGUCGAAUCUUUAGCUUUAAUAAGGAGAUUGUGUGAGUUAGGUGUUGGUGACAAGGCGAAAUGUUAUUUUCUAUUCACUUCUUGAUAUUAUGAAAUGAAUGCAACACGAUACAUUGCUGUACACUAUACUAGACGCUUAUCAUCAUUCGAACGUCAUCAUCGAUGUAUUCCUGCACAAUUUCAAUUACGAAAUCCGUAGAUAAGUGUAUUUAAUCUACAUAUUUUUGAUGCAAAUGAAUAUGUACUUAAUUCUAGUAUUAAUAGACCUUAUAUUGACUCAAUUAGGUUUUGCAAGAUUUAAGCUGAACCGUCUAUUAACCCCUAAGUUUCCGCAUAGCGUUAUUUUUUUAAUAAUGAUUUAAGAGGACCCUAGGCGUCUCUCGCCAUCGUUGUGAUUGUAGAUUUAAUAUAAAUUUAAUUAUUCAUAUGUACUUAUGCCAUGAGUUAUUACGCCAUGUCCUUAAUAUGACUAUAAUCGUGAUACUUAAAGAAUUGUUUAAGUAGUAGUUUAUUUAUUAAUAGGUGUUUAGAGUACAAGUUAGUUUGUAGAGGAAUUUAAUAUCAUUCUACUUAUAGAGACUAGGGGUCCAGUGCGUCGUGGGAUAUGCAAGUGCAUUCUUGUGUGAGUGUAAGCCUUUGAAUGUAUUGUUCACAUAGUAUUAUUUAUAUAUUAAAAAUCAAACAUGUUUAUGGAACCAACUACACCAAAAUAAAUCGUUAUGAUGUAUUUAAUGAAAGUUCUGACAUGCCCAUAUUAAAGGGUAAAGGAAUAAAAACAAUUGAAUUAUAAAAGACUUGCAAUUGUUUGAAUAGAUGUACAUUGGAAUUCUGUGGCAUAAGGAACAGUUUAACAAAAUAAGGGCAAAUUCAAAUGUAAUUUUUAAUUUUGUAGCAUUGAUAUGCUUUUUAUAAAUAAGAAAUUUUGGAAGAAUAAAAAAAACGCGGGUUCGAAUCCUGCCUCGCGAUCAAAUUUUUUCUAUUCUUUCAAAAUUUCUCAAAUUCAAAUGUCUCAUAUUGAUCGGUUGUCAAUAUGUGUUUCAUAUACUCAGAUGAUUAUUUAGUGCUUAUUUUAAAGUCGCCAACCGAGCCGAAAAAAAAACUGUCAGUUGGCUUGUAGACCUAAACAUGUUUAAAUGAACUCAAUACAAAAUAUAAAAGUGGCCAAAACUCUACAAAACCCUCCUAUUUUUACUAUUGAAUCAAUUUAUUAAAUAUAGCAUUUUUGGAAAACGUAUUUUCAAUUCUCAUAGUACAAAUACAGUGAUUUAUUUAUGUAUGGAACAAAUUCUAUUAUCGAAAUACUAUUGUACCUAACUAAGAAAUAUGAACCUUAUGCAAACAUGAUAAAUACAUUUGCAUGUCUUGAUCGUUUGUUUGUUAGUGUGAGUGGUGUUACGGCGCACAAACCCUCUGAAACGCCAUCAUAUUUUCAUCUUGUGAUCCACAAAAUAUGUUUAACAAAUGGAAGUUAAUGAAAUUGAUAUUUUAAAGAAAUGCUUUAGAUUAAAAAAAUAUAUAUUUAAAUAUU